AUGUUGAAACGCGCAACCGCUAAUCUCAAAUCAACCCUUUCCCUUCACAUCACAAAGGAAAGUUCUAAGCACAACGUUUAUCGUUUCCAUAGAUUUACCUCAGGAUCGCCUUUGCAUUUUCCGGAAAAAGACAGGGUUUGUCCCAAACAUAAAGAUACGGUUAUAGCUUUUGUUUUAGGGGGGCCUGGUAGUGGAAAAGGUACACAAUGUGAAAAAAUUGUAGAAACCUUUGGAUUUAAGCAUUUGAGUGCUGGUGAUCUUUUGAGGAAGGAGAUGGUUUCUGAUAGUGAGUAUGGCUCUAUGAUUCUUGAUACAAUUAGAGAAGGAAGAAUUGUUCCAUCAGCAGUGACUGUAAAAUUGAUUCUAAGAGAGCUGGCAUCUGGUGAUAGUCAUAAGUUUCUUAUUGAUGGUUUCCCCAGAAGUGAGGAGAACCGGAUAGCUUUUGAACGAAUUACUGGCUCAGAACCAAAUUUUGUUCUUUUCUUUGAUUGCCCUGAAAAAGAGAUGGUGAAACGGGUACUGAGCCGCAAUCAGGGUCGAAUUGACGACAAUAUAGAUACAAUGAAGAAACGACUUAAAGUAUUUGAAGCAUUAAAUCUCCCCGUGGUUGAUUACUAUGCAAAUAAAGGGAAACUUCACAGGAUCAAUGCUGUGGGAACAGAGGAUGAAGUUUUUGAGCAAGUUCGGCGAGUUUUUGCCCAAGUGAGCACGGUUACCUGA
Lathyrus sativus (Indian pea) is the source of this 720-nucleotide messenger RNA. NCBI's taxonomy places the organism in Eukaryota, Viridiplantae, Streptophyta, Magnoliopsida, Fabales, Fabaceae. The record is from the annotation of a GenBank genome assembly.